This is a messenger RNA of Ceraceosorus guamensis, 951 nucleotides long. RefSeq lists its product as hypothetical. Gene Ontology annotation, cellular component: mitochondrion. The transcript has 2 exons. Gene Ontology annotation, molecular function: dihydrofolate reductase activity; NADP binding. Gene Ontology annotation, biological process: folic acid metabolic process; glycine biosynthetic process; dihydrofolate metabolic process. The record is from RefSeq and is a predicted model, not a curated record. NCBI's taxonomy places the organism in Eukaryota, Fungi, Basidiomycota, Exobasidiomycetes, Ceraceosorales, Ceraceosoraceae. The coding region runs from base 1 to 951 and encodes 316 amino acids.
AUGUCUGACCUCUCCAGCUCAGAGAUGAACAUGAGUGGCGCUCCUCUUCGUAUCAGUCUCAUCGCGGCAGUGACUCGAUCCAACGGACUGGGCUCAGGUGGAGGUCUACCUUGGACAUUGCCCAAAGAAAUGUCCCAUUUCAGACGAUGCACCACUUUUCUUCCUCCUUCUCCUUCUCCUCCUGCUCCUCCUCCUCGCUCCUCUUCUCCCCGCGGUGCCAAGUCCGCAUCUCCCUCCACAUCGCCCGCGAAGGAUCAGAGAAUGAAUGCGGUCAUUAUGGGUAGAAAUACUUGGGAAUCUAUACCUGAAAAGUUCAGACCUUUGAAAGGGAGAUGGAAUAUCGUGGUUAGUCGGAGCAUGAAUGUGUCACAACUAGGCGCGAGCGGGCAAGAAGGAUCGAAUGGCAGUCCCGCUCAAACAUUGCUGGCCAAUUCUCUCAAGGGCGCACUGGAUCACCUGUCCAAGCUUCAAUCCCUCCACCUCCUCGGACGAACAUUCUUGAUCGGCGGCGCUCAACUGUAUGCCCAAGCGCUGCUCACACUACCUCAACACUCCUCCACCGCAUCCGACGACCAACAACAUUCCUCCACCGCAUCCAACGACCUCCAUGCCUCUCCCUUCGUCCUAGACACCCUCCUCAUCACCCGAUUAAAGUCGGAUCUGAGCUGUGAUGUCUACCUUCCAGAAUUCAGAUCAGACGAUCAGAUCCGAUUGGACGAGAAGGGGACAAGAGAUGGUUCGUCGACGGUUAUAUCCGACAGUGCUGGGCAACAAGAGUCGAAAAGUCGAGGUAGGUGGAAGAGGGCUACGCAUGAGCAGUUCAACGAGUGGUUAGGAGCAACGGAGAAGGAUCUCUUGCCUGCUGGAGCAGUCGAGGAGAAAGGGCUAGAGUACGAAUUGCAAAUGUGGUUGCCCGCACAAUGGUGCUUUUCAAGCACGCAUAGGUCAUGA